Phragmites australis (common reed) is the source of this 1907-nucleotide messenger RNA. Its product is annotated as splicing factor U2AF-associated protein 2-like. The transcript is spliced from 13 exons. Gene Ontology annotation, cellular component: U2 snRNP; U2-type spliceosomal complex. The record is from RefSeq and is a predicted model, not a curated record. Lineage: Eukaryota; Viridiplantae; Streptophyta; Magnoliopsida; Poales; Poaceae. The coding region runs from base 229 to 1665 and encodes 478 amino acids. Gene Ontology annotation, molecular function: RNA binding. Gene Ontology annotation, biological process: mRNA splicing, via spliceosome.
UCCAGAUUCUUCUCUUUGACUCCAUUCGCCAGUCUUCUCCGUUCUUCCGCUUGCGGCCCCUCUCCCUCCUCCCGCCGCGGCCGCGGUGUGCGCGCCUCUCCGGCCAGCCGCCUCUGCCUUCCUAGUUCCUACCCCGCCGGCGGCACUCUAUUCCGUGAACUAGCGUCCCCUGCCUGCCCUCAAUACCCACCCGCUUCCGCUCCCCCAUCUCUGCUGGCUUGGAGGUCCAUGGAUACCAGCGCCGCGGCCGCCGGCGAGGUGGGCUGGUACGUGCUCGGACCGAACCAGGAGAGCGUGGGCCCCUACGCGCUCGCGGAGCUGAGAGAACAUUUCGCAAACGGGUACCUCAACGAGGGCACAAUGCUCUGGGCACAAGGGAGGACGGAAUGGAUUCCACUCUCAUCGAUCCCAGAGUUACACUCUGGAGUCGCAACAAAGGAUCAACCUCAACAAGCUGCCCCAGAUGUUGAAGAUGAUUUUGAGAAGUUUCAGAAGGAGGUUAUAGAAGCCGAGACAGAGGUGGAGGCCUUGAAAGGCAGUGCUGAAGAUGGUGAUGUAACCCAAGAGCUUGAUGAACGGCCAGCAACCCCACCAGAUGGCGAGGAAGAAUUUACGGAUGAUGAUGGCACCAUUUACAAAUGGGACCGUACUCUGAGGGCAUGGGUUCCUCAAAAUGAUGUAUCUGGUAAAAAGGAAGGUUAUGCUGUUGAAGAGAUGACUUUUGCACUUGAGGAAGAAAUAUUUCAGGCACCAGAUAUCCCUGGUCCGCCCGCAUUAGAAGAAAUCAACACUCCGGCCAAAAACAAAAACAAAGAAUCAGAUAAAGCAGAAAAGAGAGGAGAAAAGAAGCGGAAAUCUUCUGAGAAGCCAGCUGAAAAAAAGGAAGCUAACAAACCUCCAGACAGUUGGUUUGAACUCAAAGUCAACACACAUGUCUAUGUAACUGGUUUGCCUGAUGAUGUCACCGUGGAGGAGAUUGUGGAGGUAUUUUCCAAGUGUGGAAUAAUAAAGGAGGACCCAGAGACUAAAAAACCUCGGGUGAAGAUCUAUACUGACAAGGAAACUGGCAGGAAAAAGGGUGAUGCCUUGGUGACAUUUCUCAAGGAGCCUUCUGUAGCUUUAGCAGUUCAAUUGUUGGAUGGGUCGUCAUUCCGUCCUGGUGGUAAGACUCUGAUGUCCGUAAGUCCGGCCAAAUUUGAGCAGAAAGGUGAUGCUUUCAUUGCAAAGAAAGCAGAUAAGCAAAAGAAACGGAAGACCAAGAAGGUUGAAGACAAAAUGCUUGGAUGGGGUGGGCAUGAUGAUAAGAAGGUGAUGAUUCCUACUACAGUAAUUUUACGGCACAUGUUCACUCCUGCUGAGUUGAGAGCUGAUGAAGAACUUCUUCCUGAGCUUGAGGCAGAUGUUAGAGAGGAAUGCAUCAAGUUUGGCCCAGUGGAUAAUGUGAAGAUUUGUGAAAAUCAUCCACAGGGUGUCAUAUUGGUGAAAUUCAAAGACCGGAAAGAUGGUGCCAAAUGCAUAGAGAAGAUGAAUGGAAGAUGGUUUGGUGGGCGGCAAAUCCAUGCGAGCGAAGAUGAUGGUUCAGUCAACCAUACUCUGAUCCGUGAUUAUGAUGCAGAGGUGUCAAGGCUGGAUCGAUUUGGAGAAGAGUUAGAAGAGUCCACAUGAGAGUUGAUCAAUCGAUUAUUAGGAUUGCCAUCAAGUAUGAUAGCAUGAGGGUAGAAAGAAAGUUUUGUUUCUUACCCCUUUCAUAGGUUGGGCCUUUUGUUUGCCUGAUCAAUCUCCGCAAAAAAAAAAAAGUUUGUGGGUACUGGCCAUGGGCUGUACGCGUUCUGUAAUUGUAAACCAUAAAGAUGAACUAUUUUCGUUGCUUAACGUGUAACACUUGCUAGUAAGCAACUUGCGAUGCU